GUGCGCCGCGGUCCGCUGCUGCCCGGAGACCAAGCCCAGCACCCAGCCGACCUCGUGCAUCGGGCUCUCCGCACGCUCAGCCCGCGAUCCCCGCUCUGUGCACCUCCCCUUCCGAGCGCCCACGCGAGACGAGCACGCCAUGAGUCCCGGCCAGCGCGCCGGCGGCGAUGUGCGGAAGGGCGGCCCGGCGGGCGGCGGUGGCGCGGGGCGCCCCGCGACGGCAGCCGGGGCCUGGGCGGUGAGCGCGCUGUGCUUGCUGCUUUCCGCGGGCUCGGCGGCCGCCUGUCUGCUGCUGGGCGUCCAGGCGGCCGCGCUGCAGGGCCGGGUGGAGGCGCUCGAGGAGGAACGGGAGCUGCUGCGGCGCGCGGAGCCGCCAGAUGCCCUGCCUGCCUGGUUGGAGCCGCACCUGGAGCGCCUGCUGCGCGAGAAGCUGGAAGGACUAGUCAAGUUCCGGACAGUUCGGGAAGCACCAUCCCAGUGUGUCUGCCCUCCGGGGCCCCCUGGACGGCGUGGCAAGCCUGGAAGACGAGGCGAUCCCGGUCCUCCCGGGCAAUCAGGACGAGAUGGCUACCCGGGGCCACUGGGUCUGGAUGGCAAGCCUGGACUUCCAGGCCCCAAAGGGGAAAAGGGUGCACCAGGAGACUUCGGCCCCCGGGGAGACCAAGGGCAAGAUGGAGCUGCUGGGCCUCCAGGGCCUCCUGGACCCCCUGGGGCCCGGGGCCCUCCUGGCGACACUGGGAAAGAUGGCCCCAGGGGAGCACCAGGCCCAGUGGGCCCCAAAGGAGAAAAUGGACACAAAGGCGAGAUGGGCCCAAUUGGACCCCCAGGGCCCAAGGGGGAUGAUGGGACACCAGGCCAGCCAGGACUCUCUGGACCCCCAGGGCCCAAGGGCGAGCCAGGGAGCUCAGGACCUCCGGGAGAGAAUGGCGUGGACGGAGCCCCAGGGCCCAAGGGGGAGCCCGGCCAGCCAGGCGCCGAUGGAGCCACCGGGCCCCGGGGUCCUCCAGGCCUCAAGGGUGAGCAAGGAGACACAGUGGUGAUUGACUACGAUGGCAGGAUCUUGGACGCCCUUAAGGGUCCUCCUGGCCCACAGGGGCCCCCAGGGCCACCAGGGAUCCCAGGAGCCAAGGGCGAACUUGGAUUGCCUGGUGCUCCAGGGAUCGACGGAGAGAAGGGUCCCAAAGGACAGAAAGGAGACCCAGGAGAGGCUGGGCCAAUCGGACCCAAAGGAGAAGCAGGCGAGAUGGGCCUGUCGGGCCUCCCGGGCACCGACGGCCCCAAGGGGGAGAAAGGAGAGCCAGCACCUGACAACCUACAGGAGAGCCUGGCCCAGAUCAUAGUGGAACCAGGGCCCCCAGGCCCCCCAGGUCCCCCCGGCCCCAUGGGCCCUCAAGGAAUCCAGGGUCCCAAGGGCUUGGAUGGAGCAAAGGGAGAGAAGGGUGUGUCUGGCGAGAGAGGCCCCAGCGGCCUGCCUGGCCCAGCCGGCCCGCCAGGCCUUAUUGGGCUACCAGGAAACAAAGGAGAAAAGGGCAGACCCGGGGAACCAGGACUAGAUGGUUUCCCUGGACCUCGAGGAGAGAAAGGCGACCGGAGCGAGCGUGGAGAAAAGGGGGAGCGCGGCGUCCCUGGUCGGAAAGGAAUGAAAGGCCAGAAGGGUGAGCCGGGACCCCCGGGCCUGGACCAGCCAUGUCCCGUGGGCCCUGAUGGGCUGCCCGUGCCCGGCUGCUGGCAUAAGUGAUUCCCCAGCACGCAGCUCCCAACCUGUACAGAUCCGUGUGAACAUUUUGAAUUUCUGUAAAAACAAAACAGUAAUAUAUUGAUCUUUUCUUCAUGGGAUGCACCACCAUAUCUGAGGCCUUUUAACAUUUGAGAGUGUGCCCGGCCCAGCCCCAGAACGAUCAGCGUGUGAAGCUGGCAGGAGAGUGGACGGGCCCAUUGGGGGCACUGGGUACUUGUGGAGACCCCCCACAAGGACUUGGCUUUCCUGGGAAGGAGACGACAGUGAAUGAGCUUGGCUCAGGAGAGCUGCAAAGAUGCUGGGUUGGGCCUUCAGUCACCUGAUGAGCAGAGACUCUGGCUGUCCUGCUGGCCUGUAAGAGCCCCCAGAGCUCUGGAGCCCAGGCGCUCCCCUCCCCAAGGCUUAGGGCCUGAAUAGCAAAUGCAGCUGCUCCCAGCCCCUCCAGCCUCUGCACUCAGCCCCAGGUAGCUGACCACCCCUUUGGGCCCCCCUGGGGCCCUGGGUUCACCAGGGCAGGGCAAGAGUCCCACCCAGCACUUGCAGCCGGACACUGGGAACUGCAGGAAGCACCCCAAGCAGAUCGAGCCCCCCUCCACCCCGCCAAGUUCUGGAGGCCUCAGGAGCCAGCCUGCCUGCCGCAAAAACAAGUGUCCUCUGGCCAGGAGUGGAGGCCAGGCACUAUGAUGGCACCACGUGGCCCCAGCUGCAAGGAGCCCUGUGCUCCCUGAGUGUGGGGGUCCCAGGCUGGGAUAUCUGCUGCUUCCCAUCUGUCUCCAUGCCACUCAGAGCAGGGACGUGAUGGGACUUUGCCAGCCUAAGGAGAUGGACCUCCAGCCCAGAGCUUGGGUGUCAGUGUCCCUUAGUCUCCCACCCAGGGGAACUCUGGUCAGCCUGCCAGAAAUGUGUCCUCUGCAUGAGCUGUGCAUAUGAAGAGAGCCUCUGGGCUGCUUCCAGGAUGGCCUGGGUAGGGGACCCGUGUCCUGAGCCAGUGAUGCUCUGAAAAGAGGCUUCCCCACCUCUGACGAGGGUCCCCGGCCACCAGCUCCGGCCUAGCUACUUGCCUCCCCCUCUGUGUAGACAGAUAUCAUUGUGUGUAAUAAACCACCAGUGUGUAUCUGGGUACCUGUCCUUGCAGACUGCCCCUAGCGCCACCUCUAAGUGAGGUUUCAGUCUGGCCAUUGCUGAGUAGAGAGGGAUAAAGGGAAUGUCCCCGGCCUGGAGCCACCCCAGAAACCAGAGAGAGUGGUUUAGGGUCAAGGCAAAGAUGGGGUUUGGAGUUAGGAAGAUACAGACUCAAGGCCUGGCCCUGCUAUGUACCAGCUGAGCCCUCUGCCCAGUCACCCAUGUCACUGAGCUCCUGUGUGUCCGCUGAUCUGAUGACCUGUGACUGCUACAUAACAAAUCACCCCAACACUUGUUGCCUUAAAAAACAAUCCUUUGUAUUUCUCUCAUAGUUCUGGGGGUAAUGGGCCCAGCUAGGUGGUUGUCGCUCAAGCUUUCCCCCACCUGGGAGUUGAUGCUGGCUGUCCCCUGGGACCUCAGAUGACCAGAAUACCUCUUUAUGUGGUCUGGGCUUCCCCACAGCAUGGGUGCUGGAUUCCCAGGUGGACCAGGUGGAAGCUGUGUCACCUUUUAUGCCUAAGCUUCAGAAGUCACAUGGUGUCACCUCCUGCUGGAAUCAGAGGUUCACCCUAAUUCAAGGGGAAAUGGUCAACAUCAUAGUCUAAGGAGGAAAUGUGGGCUAGGAGAUCUGGUCGCAGCCAUCCUAGAAAAUUCAACCCACCACCUCAUCUGUACAGUAAGACGGCAAUGCUUACACUCAGACCAUGGCUUAGUGAAAAACAACUGUGUGGAAUGCAUGAAGAAGCUCAAACAGGUUGAGCACCCAGAAGCGACCGUGGUUCUGAAUUCCCUCUCUCCUCUCCAAGACCAAGCAAGGGCCACAGUUGCACAGAGCAUCUCUACAUCUCUCAUCCCAGCUGGUCCUUAGAUCCUGAGAGAGGGGCCCAGUGAAUGUGCCCACUCCACUGGUGGCAAAACCAAGCACAACCAGGGUGAUGGAGACAAAAAGGGGCCUGUGGUGAUGGGGUCUCAGGCUUCCCCCUCCAAUGACUGAGGCCUAAGGAGGCCAUGGUAUAGGAGGCCCCCUCAGACCUCACUAUGUGGCCUCCUCGCUAACGAACUGGCUAAGAGGCCCUGCCACAUACUGGCUAAGGAGAAGGAAUAAGCCAAGUCUUCGCCUCCGUUGCCCUCAGUUGCUGGCAAUAAUUGGCAGGCCAUGCUGCUCAGCCAGUCAUGUGUGCCACCAAGAAAGGCAGUAGUAUGAAAAGGAAAAGGACUUCCCUGGUUGCCCAGCAGGUUAAGGAUUUGGCGUUGUCACUGCUGUGGCGAGGAUUCGAUCCCUAGCCCGGAAACUUUCACAUGCCACAGGCGCAGCCAGAAAGAAGAAAAAAGAAAAAAGGAAGGGAAACAUGGGCUGUGAUGACUGAUGGAGACCAUUGGACACCCAAGGGACUUGGCGUUCCAGCAUCACCACACAGACAUGUUGCAGCCUGCAAUUCAUGUUUCACUCCUUCCUCCACCCGGAGAGUAACUCACUGGAACCCCUCACCGGCCCUGUGAAAGACAAGGCCUGUGUGGUUGGUAUUACUAUUUCCGUCUUAUUUGUGGGUAAAGUGAGGCUCCGAGGGGUAAAUCCUCUGCCAGGGAUGCACAGCCAGCCAGGAUGUGGUAACAGGCUUGGGACAGGACCCAGGCUUUUGGAUGUCCUCCAAUUGGUCUUUCCAAAAUUGCUUGGCAGGGCAGAGUCUGUGAGCAGGGCCGUGAUGCUGAGUGACUGGCAGGCAGACCCUCGUGGGAGUAGCAGCCACAUGUUCCCCCUUCCCCCAGAUAAGCAAGAGGGUCCCUUUCCAGUGCCUCUGAGCAGGACAGGGCCAUUUAUGGCCCAUGGCUGCCCCCUUGAGGCCUCACACUAUGUAUCCUCAGGUCUGCCAAUCAAAAUUUAGAGUCUGCAGAGUUCUCCAGGAGCUUGGGGUGCAGCCAAGAGACUGUAGAAGAGUAAAUGGCUUGCUAAGGUCCCAGCUGAUAUACGGGGGAAUGCCCUGCUGAGGGAACAUCCUGCCUCAUAGCUGAGCCUCAAAGAUGUAGGGCCUCACAUGACCCUGCCAAGGAGGGCAGCUGUGCCUCAAACUACCCCCAUCUAGAAAUGAGGGAAGCACAUGUAUUGAGCCACACUGUGUGCUAUGGAAGCUAAACUAAGCACAAGGGUGACUGUUCACUUUUGCAGAUGAAUCUGAGGCCAGAGAGGAGCGGGCUUACCCAGGUCUCCUACCUCUCGACCCCCCAGGAUACUGAUAGAAAUGCAUGGGAUGCUUUCAGUCGUCACAGAGAUUAGGAGACACUCCUGGCAGUAGUGGGUGGGGCCAGGGACAGCAAACAUCUGAGUCGCAUAGGACGGUCCUGCCCAAUGAUGGAACAUCUCACCGAGGAUGCCAGUUCCACUUGCGUCAACAAACAACAUGCCCUGGCUUCACGUCUUGACCCGGCCACUUCCUCUCUUCCCCUGCCCUCUUGGCCUCUGUUGGCACUUCAGAGGUCAGGCAUGAGAUAAUGGACAGAGGCGUGCUUAGCAUGGGGCCAGAGGGAGGACAGAGUGGGCUUUUCUGAGCAGGAGGAAGCAGGGGCUUCUUGGUGUUGUCCCACCGCUGUUGCAGAUACUCCUGGCCCCGGAAAUGGCCCAGCCUGGUCUGACCUCCUGACCUUAGACAUCCCUGGAUGUCUGUGAGAUGUGAGCUGGGCCUGACUGCUGCCUUCUUACCCCAAGGCAGGAAAAGUCCCUGAGCCAACCUGACUUCUCUGAGCUGUCAUGGGCCCCAAGAGAGGGCCAAAGAUUGGCCCUCAUGCAGGACUCUCAGAUUCUCUCUACCACACACACACACAUACACACACACACACAUGCACCCACAAACAUACACAUGAAAAGUUAGAAUGGUAGGGCAUAUCAACGCCUAUGGUUUUCUCCACCAAAGAGGAGGAGCAGAUCCAUGGAGAAAACCAGCAACCUCCCACUCACAUUUCACAGCAGGGAAGGGGAGCUUGACCCUCAGAAAAGAAAUACAGGCCACAAGCAACCUCCCUUGGUUCAUUUGGAAGGAAGUUUUUCCCAUGAAUCAUACCUAAGGUUCAAUUCAGCUUUACAAUUAAAAGAAACUCCAUUCAGUUUGCAAAGAUGAAAACGUUCUGGAGAUGGAUGGUGGUUGAUGGGUGCACGUGAAUGUACUUAAUGCCACUGAACUUGUACACUUUAAAAUGUUAAAAUGGUAAAUUUUACAUUAUGUAUAUGUUACCACAAUAAAGAGACUCCAAAUUUCUUUAA
Molecule: messenger RNA, 6113 nt
Organism: Phacochoerus africanus (Common warthog)
Lineage: Eukaryota; Metazoa; Chordata; Mammalia; Artiodactyla; Suidae
Gene: COL23A1
Product: collagen type XXIII alpha 1 chain
Exons: 28
Coding region: 140-1738 (532 amino acids)
Source: RefSeq, a predicted model, not a curated record